This is a messenger RNA of Elaeis guineensis (African oil palm), 1154 nucleotides long. The record is from RefSeq and is a predicted model, not a curated record. Lineage: Eukaryota; Viridiplantae; Streptophyta; Magnoliopsida; Arecales; Arecaceae.
ACCCCACCGGCCUCGAUGCGGUUCCGCUUGAGGGAAAAAGGAAGGGUGGGCCCCAUACGUCGCCGACUGCCGCCCUCCCCCUCCAUGACAAGCUGGACCGUCGUCCCUUCCUACCCUCCCACUAUUUAUUUUGCCCCCUCCCCCGUUCUUCUUUCGCUUGCCCCAGGUAUCUCUCUCUUCUCUCUUCCUCAUGGUGGAGCGCCACGAGAUCGCACGCCGGUGACCGCCGCCGCCGCCGAGCCCAUGGAGAGCUUUCGCCACCAGCAGACCCCCGGCUCGGACCGCUUCCUCGGCCUCGUCGGCCCGCCCCGGCCCGCCAACGGCACCGUCCUCUCCGCCGGCGAGGACGAGCUUCACGAGGACGAGAUCUUCUGGACCGGGGCCGACAACCCCUCCUCCGAGCCCAACCGCUACCCCAUGAAACCCUCCCCCGCUAUCGGCAAACCGAACCCUAGCCCCGCCACCAUCGCCCGCGCCGGGUUUCGGCGCCUCCCGGACCGGAACUUCGGAAUCCUUGCCGCCCUCCUGGAGGACGACAAGAAACCGCCGACGGCGAAGGCCAGCCCCCCGUUCCAAUAUCGGAAUGCCGCCGCCCGCUCCCCCACCUCCUCACCAUCGUCCUCCACCUCCCCUUCCUCCGUCUCCACCUGCGCUCGGAUGAUCCCAGUGGUCCCCAAGAUGAAGCCAGAGUCCGCACUGUCGAUGCCGGGCGGGAAGAUCUACCAUCAGUCGGCUCCGCUGAGAGUGCCGGUGGCGCCGGCGAAGAUGAGGAGAGGAUGGGGGGAGUUCGAGAUGGACGACCGAGAUUUGGACGGGGAUGAGGAGAUGCUUCCGCCCCACGAGAUCGUGGCGAGGCGGUCCGGGAACGGAUCGCCGAUGACCACCUUCUCGGUGCUGGAGGGAGUCGGAAGAACGCUCAAGGGGAGGGACCUCCGCCAGGUUCGCAACGCCGUCUGGCGAAAGACGGGCUUUCUUGAUCUAUAGCGAGGAAAGUGCUUUCCCCCUCUUAAAAAUUUUGCCUCUCUUGUUUUUAGUGUUAUUGUAUUCUGUGAUUUUGGGGGGAGGGAGAGGGGAUGGGAAUUGAGAAUGUUUUGGGGGAUCAGUGACAAUAAAUGAUCAUCUUUCGCCCAUGGAUUCUUCAAUUUGCCUUUUGC